AUGAAGCUCUUCGCCAUCGCUGCCUCCUUCAUUGCCGCUCUGGCGGGCGUUUCGGCCAGUCCUUACCUCGAGUUCUGUGAUCUACUGGACGUUCAGAGCGUCGGCGCUCAAGGCGUCGUAAUUCAGGCCGCCUGUGAGGGCAAGUGUCAGCAACUCAACAUUGUCCCUUGCUUUGCCAAUUCCUACGGUACUCUCGUGUCCGCAGGUACUACAAACGGCAACUUCAACAAUACUUGCAGCGGUUGCACUCUGGGAACCUCCAAGAAUGACACUGAGACGUACGGACUUCUCUCUUGCUUCUGCUCAAAUGGAGCAGCCGACGUCGUGGUCAGCACUUCUUAUCAGACCGGAAAUGCUCUUCGAUUCGAAACUGAGUUGGGCAUCACUUGCCCCUACGGCAACGGCAGAGCAGUUCGAUCGGUUGACUGCGGUACUACAACCUUCAAGCAUGACUCCGUCAUCCAUAAUAAUUCGGUCGCUGGGAACAAGCGUGGCCGUAAGGUCCGCCGCUCCAUGCGAAACACCAAUGCCUGGAAGACCUAG
Neoarthrinium moseri is the source of this 543-nucleotide messenger RNA. RefSeq lists its product as uncharacterized. Bases 1 to 543 code for a protein of 180 amino acids. The transcript has 3 exons. NCBI's taxonomy places the organism in Eukaryota, Fungi, Ascomycota, Sordariomycetes, Amphisphaeriales, Apiosporaceae. The record is from RefSeq and is a predicted model, not a curated record.